Messenger RNA from Pediculus humanus corporis (human body louse), 174 nucleotides. RefSeq lists its product as uncharacterized. The transcript has 2 exons. NCBI's taxonomy places the organism in Eukaryota, Metazoa, Arthropoda, Insecta, Psocodea, Pediculidae. Bases 1 to 174 code for a protein of 57 amino acids. The record is from RefSeq and is a predicted model, not a curated record.
AUGAUCGGAGGAGUGGCAGGUCGACACAUGAGCACCCGCCGGCGGGGUAGCUCACCUAUGGCCAACAUGCAACCGAUGGGACAUUACAGAAGAAGAAGAAGAGCCGUGACAACAUCGGACCACAAAUCAUGUGCCCUAAUACAAACGAGAAUCAAAUUAGGUGAUAUUAUGUAA